AUGCGGCAGGAAGAAGGCGUGUACUGCACAGGAACCUGCUGUUACUCUGUCCUUACCUGGUUGAACCUGCCCCUGCUGUCCCCAGUCCUAGGAGGAGAAGAGAAAGAGCCAGAGUGUCACCAGAGCGAGGAAGGAGAGCCAGAUGUAACACCCAGCCAGCUAGCUCAGAGAGCUCAAGCGAUGAUGAUUACCACCUCUUCAUGCUCAACCCGGCUGCUGCAGAGUGUCAGCCAAGGGCACCCGUACCCGGUCAGCUUGAGCAAAGAGCUGCACCUGUGGAGAGAGCUGAAGAAGCCGUUCCAGAGGCUGAUCCUGAGCCAGUGCCGGAGGCAGAGCCAGAAACGUCUACCUCAGACUCCUCUGAGGAAGCUCCAGAGCCUCGCCCAGUCAGAGCGAGGCCAGGCCAGGUCCAGAUGUGUCCAUGACUACUGCACCGCCAACCUAUAUUCUUUGCACUUCGCACUUUGA
Molecule: messenger RNA, 468 nt
Organism: Knipowitschia caucasica
Lineage: Eukaryota; Metazoa; Chordata; Actinopteri; Gobiiformes; Gobiidae
Source: the annotation of a GenBank genome assembly